UGUUAAUAUUUCUGCUCAUGGUAAUUCAGUCGAUGUUAUGUUGGCUUAUGCAUGGUAGUGGAAUGAAUGCUUUGUCUAAAUAGGCUGAUGUUCUUUUUGAAAACACUCUGAGGAGUUAUAAAAUUCUUAUUUCUUGUCCUGGUGAACCAAUCAAUCUGUGCUUUUAGGUCACAUAGGCAGGAGUCAGCAUUGGUUCCAGUCAACAUGAAAUGCAACCAAGAGAAAGUUGCAAUCAACCAUGGUUAGCAUAAGGAGACGCAGAUAUCUGGGGCUCUGCACUGGGAAAGGUUCCGUUCCAGUUGAGCUUCCCAAGCCUGCUGAAAAAGGCAAUGCUGUGGAAUAUCCUAAUCAGAAUAUCAAGCCAUUCAGUGUGCAUCCUAUGCCUCCAGAUAAUUUAGGCUUUCAAAAGCCGGUUAAUAUUUCUGAGGCAUUCCCUGGAUCCUCAAAUGCAUCUGGUUCAAGCUCAUCAAAAGAGGAGGCAAAUCAUUAUUAUCCAGGUAAACAAAUCAAACGCAGGAAGCGGCACAGGAGAAAGCACUAUGAAGACCAAGAACCAUGCAUGAUGAGAGGUGUUUAUUUCAAGAAUAUGAAGUGGCAGGCAGCAAUAAAAGUUGACAAGAAGCAAAUCCACUUGGGCACUGUUGGAUCACAAGAAGAAGCAGCCCGACUGUAUGACAGGGCAGCUUUUAUGUGUGGGAGAGAACCCAACUUUGAACUCUUGGAGGAGGAGAAAAGAGAACUAAGCCAGUACAAUUGGGAUGAGUUCUUGGAGAUGACACGCAAUGCCAUCAACAACAAGAAACAUCAGAAAAGGCUUGGUGCAGGAAGACAAAAGAAGCCUGAGAGCCAGUUGCAGAGUAGUGAUGGGGAGCGUGAGAGAAGCAUCCAUGGUUCAUCAGUGUCUGACAAUGGAGAUGCUGAUACAUCCGUCUAGCAAUCAUCAGAGUGCAAGCAGGCCAAAGGCCGAUAUACAACUGACCCAUAUUUUUGCUAUAGGGGUUAGUCUAUAUCUACAUCAUAUAUAGGUAGUUUAUAGCUUAUAUUUCUCCAUUAAAUUGCUGGGUAUAAAGGUCCCUAUUAGGGCAAGCUGGUGAUGAUGAAACACAUUAAAUGCUGGUAAGAGAAUUCUGUUGCCAUUUUCAACUAGUCAAUAUAAGGCUGCAUUUAGAGCCCUUUACUCCUAAAGGUUGGGUUUUAUCCUUUUGCUUUGCUUGGUUUGUUUCUAUGUACAUAGAAUCUGGCUGCAGCCCUGGGGUGACUUCAACCCAGAAAUAAAAUUAAUUGAUUUCCAUGAAAGUUUAUUUUGA
This is a messenger RNA of Phoenix dactylifera (date palm), 1307 nucleotides long. Its product is annotated as ethylene-responsive transcription factor-like protein At4g13040. NCBI's taxonomy places the organism in Eukaryota, Viridiplantae, Streptophyta, Magnoliopsida, Arecales, Arecaceae. The record is from RefSeq and is a predicted model, not a curated record. Gene Ontology annotation, biological process: regulation of DNA-templated transcription. Gene Ontology annotation, molecular function: DNA-binding transcription factor activity; DNA binding.